CAAGUAGAAGAUAUCAAGAAUCAAAAUGACGGACGAGUGCAUCACUAGAAACUUUAUUGUGCUCGGCUCAAAUGGAACGGGAGCAGGCAAUCGCAGCAGCAUGGGCGAUAGUACCGAUGCCAAAGGCUGUGAGGGUAAAGUCGGCGGCGGCGGCGGUGGUGCAUUGGCUGCAGCGAGCCUUCCAGCCGCUGCAAUCAACAGCAAGGCCCGCAUGCCCGUGGAGCGCUAUGCCAGCGAGUACAACAUGAAUCACAAGCAUCGCGGUCAAGCGAUGAUAUUCAAUCAUGAAUUCUUCGAGAUACCCACGCUGCGUGCCCGCGCUGGCACCAAUGUGGAUGCCGAGGAGCUGCGCAAGAGCUUCAAGCGUUUGGGCUUCGAUGUGUCCGUGUACAAGGACUGCAAGUGGCAGAGCAUACGCGAUCAAAUUCAGAAGAUUGCCUCGCUGGAUCACACGGACAAUGAUUGCCUGGCCAUUGCCAUACUGUCGCACGGCGAGCAUGGCUGCAUCUAUGCCAACGAUGUGCAGUACAAGCUGGACCAGAUCUGGCACUACUUCACGGCCCAAAUGUGCCCCACGCUGGCGGGCAAGCCCAAGCUGUUCUUCAUCCAGGCCUGCCAGGGCGAUCGUCUCGACGGUGGCGUAAUGCUCGAGAAGAGCGAUACUGAAACGGAUGGGGACUCAUCCGUGGGCUACAAAAUACCCGUCCACGCCGACUUUCUCUUCUCAUACUCGACGAUACCCGGCUACUUUUCCUGGCGCAAUAUAAACAACGGCUCGUGGUACAUGCAGUCACUCAUCAAGGAGCUGAACAGCAAUGCCAAAAAGUACGAUCUGCUCACGCUGCUCACUUUCGUCAGUCAGCAUGUGGCCAUCAGUUUUGAGUCGAACGUGCCGGCUAACCCAAUGAUGGAUCAACAAAAGCAAAUUCCGUGCUUCACCUCCAUGUUGACGCGCAUACUGCGCUUCAACGACAAACCCAACGGCAAUAAGGCUGGCUAAAAAAAGUAUCUCAACCGCACACCCAGCGCCCCGCCUGAUACGUUCAACGCCCACAACAACCUCCCACCCCCGCCACAAUGCGUCACUUUGGAUUCCAUGCUACUUAAAGUUUAGUUGUAGGUUCUUUCUAGCUUUAUUGUUGACUAAAUUUUCAUCCCCACUCAUAUACACACUUUCAUAUAUACAUAAUUAAUCACUUGCCAAUCGGGAAAUUACAAUUAUUAGGCAUAUAAGAUGAGAUACACAAUGGAGACUUAUGCAAAUAUACAACCACGUAUAUAUUUGAUAUCACCAAUAUUA
Molecule: messenger RNA, 1300 nt
Organism: Drosophila guanche
Lineage: Eukaryota; Metazoa; Arthropoda; Insecta; Diptera; Drosophilidae
Product: caspase-1
Exons: 3
Coding region: 26-1000 (324 amino acids)
Biological process (GO): apoptotic process; proteolysis
Cellular component (GO): cytoplasm
Source: RefSeq, a predicted model, not a curated record